This is a messenger RNA of Auanema sp. JU1783, 222 nucleotides long. Lineage: Eukaryota; Metazoa; Nematoda; Chromadorea; Rhabditida; Rhabditidae. The record is from the annotation of a GenBank genome assembly.
AUGGAAGGAACUGUUUACUCCGCAAUCAUACUUGUAAUUAGCUUAUCUGUCUUCGCUGUGAUCGCUUUGCUUCUGACUUGCAGCGUACACUUUGUGAAAAAGUAUGCUCGUUACAGAGCCAACGAAGACCAUGUCCCUGUGCUUCCGCCUCAGGAGCUGGUUGUCGAAGCUCUCAAGCACAAGUGUACCGAGCAGAGUGACUUCUACGUUAUGUCCUUCUGA